Nothoprocta perdicaria is the source of this 4285-nucleotide messenger RNA. It is a transcript of the gene CPAP, whose product is annotated as centromere protein J. The record is from RefSeq and is a predicted model, not a curated record. Bases 120 to 4166 code for a protein of 1348 amino acids. Gene Ontology annotation, molecular function: tubulin binding. Gene Ontology annotation, cellular component: centrosome; centriole; nucleus. The transcript has 17 exons. NCBI's taxonomy places the organism in Eukaryota, Metazoa, Chordata, Aves, Tinamiformes, Tinamidae. Gene Ontology annotation, biological process: cilium assembly; centriole elongation.
UUUCAGCUUUAGGACAAGCUACAUUAGGAGAAGCGCAAAAAGAAGAUAAUUUGUGUUUUAACACUAGAUGAUGUUAUAUUGUUGUUAUUUGUUGAUGCAUCAUUAAGCUGGAAUACAAAAUGCCAGCCAUUGAAGAUCUCUGUAGUGAACCGAACUUCACUGCACACUGGAUGUCUGACACUUCCCGUGCUGGAGUCUUAUUAGAUCCUAAUUUUCCUGGGCUGAAAAUCCACAAAAGAAGUCUGUUAUCUGGACAUGAAAAUAUCACAGCUGAUGAUGAUGAAGUGCUGCAUUUUUCAAACARCUGCUCUAUAAGUGAGGACUCCUUGUGUGAAGAGCAAAUGCCGGAAUCCAGUAGCUCUUGCAGAGCUCAGGAACACAGCAAUGAAACAUCUUUUCCAGCAGCACUGUAUAGUUUAGAAGCCUCUAAAAUAGCAUUUGUCCAUGGUGAAGAGGAUGGGCAGAAUAAGCUGCACUACAAUCAUCCACUCUUACAAAAGCUUGACCAGCUAAAGGAAUUACAACAACAGAAACAGGAACAGCUGAAGAAACAACAGAUGGAACAACUUCAAAGGCUUAUGGAWGAGAAGCAGAAGCUACUUAGUAUGGUAUCAGCAGUUCGUGGUUCUGCUCUAGCUGAUGAAGGUCAAAACGUAAGACCUGGACACUUACUGGGCUUGACAGCUUUACAGUUUCCAUCAUCUCUGUAUCAGAACCACAGUGAAGUCCGAGCUGCUGCUGCCAAUAAUGUUUCUUCACAGACAGAGGACAGUAGGUAUUUACAGAAGAUAAACAACAAGGAAUGUAUCUCAUCUUUGAACAGCAGCCUUCCAGCAGUGUCUGCCUGCGAGAAGCAAAGUCUGGGUGCACCUCUGAAAAUGCAGAAUUGCUUGGAAAGCAAUGAAGAAGACAAGUAUACCACUGGAAAAAGCAUGUGGUAUCCAGAACAAAAGAUGGAAGAAUCAGUGGAGAGCAAAGAAUGCCACGUGGAUCACAUCUGUGUUGGAAAUGCAGCUUUCUCAGAAAAUUCCAAUGAAGAAAACCACAUACGGGCGACUAAUACAGAAGAAAGGCCUAUUAAAGCUGGGAUUCAGGAGAAGAAACGGACAUUUGAAGAAUUUCUGGAAGAACAGAUACAGCUAGAAGAGCAGCGUCUGAAGCAAAACCAAGAUGUACAGGACAGAAGUAGAUCAACCAUUCAGAAACCAGUGAUCAAACGACCCUUCCUGAAAAGAGGAGAAGGUUUAACAAGGUUUACUAGUGCCAAAUCUAAAAUGACAAAACUUAGAGAAAACAACCCAAAACCUCAACAAAGCGUUGCAGAGGACAGAUCACAGAUACAGAAGAAAACUCUGCCUCUUAGUAAAGAAGCAAUUUUGGAGAGCUCCUUUGUGCCAUGUAAAAAAUAUAACCAGUCUGGUAAAGUAAAACCAAUUCAGAAAACCCUGGUACUCAAGAAUCACAGUGGAAAAAAUACCUUCCCAUUAGAAACAAAAGCGCAAACAGGAAAGAAUCUUAAUCGACAGAUGGGAGAUUCUUUCCCAUCAGAAAUUAACAACAAAAUAGAAAAUAAAGAGAACAUCAUGGAAUUUGGUAAAUCCGCUAACAUGGGCAACAGAAUUGGAAACAAAUUCACUGACAUGGAAAAGCCUCAGUUCUACCAUGAACUGACCAGCGCCUCUUCUAAUCCUAAGUGUUCUGUAAAUCACUCUCUCAGAGGCCCAGAACAGUCUUUUGAAGUUUCAUUUCAGAAUAAGCUGGAAAACUGGGAAAAAGAGAAGGAAAAAGAAAAUCUAGAAUUAGAUGAAUUCUUGUUCCUAGAACAAGCUGCAGAUGAAAUAUCUUUCUCGAGUAAUUCCUCAUUUGUGCAAAGGCUCUUGGAUCAAGAUCAGCAGACUUUAAAAGGACGCAGAAUGUCUUCUACACCUAUCAAGACAAAACAGCAGCAAGGAAAUGCAUUGGCUGUUAAACUUAGAAAUAAGAAAAAUAAAAAGGCAAACUCUGACAUACAGGGAAAUAAAAAUGACAGAACGGUUUUACAUACAGUAUCAGCUUCAGGAACAGCUUUGAGACUGAAGGAUCAGUUCAAUAAAACAGAUAGUGUAAUGUUUUCAGCUUCUUCCAUGACAGUGGUUCCUGCUCUAAAAAAUACUCAGUGGACUGUGACUGAAGAUAAGGAUGAAAGAAAUAGUGAUAGUACUACAGAUUCAGAGACAGAAUCUGAGACCACAUUAAAAUGUGAAAGUGAAGAUGCUAAUACAUCUUUUACGAGCCAUAGAGAAAGUGAUCCUGAACUUUUUGGUUAUGGAGGCUCUGCUACAAACAUUAACAGAGAAAGGAAAAGUGGAGAUAAUGACCUUGACUCGCCAGACAAAGACUGCAGUGCCCUGUCAAAGCCAAGCAGAGCCUCAGACUGUCAGAGAAGCACGUCUGGUUUAAACAGGGGCAGACUUGAGUUUGAUGAUGAAAGAACAUGGAGUGAUCUUGAUGAAAACUUUGUUCAGAAUGAUUUACCUGAAAAAUGUACAAUUAAAAYGCCCUUACAGGCAGAAUUUUCCUGUAAAAAUGAUGCUUUUGUCCCAGAUAAAACAAUGAAGAGAAAAGUUGCCUCAAAGAGAGGAGAGGAACCGUCUGAAGAGCCUGCAGUGGACAGUGAUUCUAACGGACCUCCUGCAUCGAACCUGAUGAUGAAACUGUUUCCUUCCCUGAAACCAAAACAGAAGACAGGCUCUCCUUCAGAGCAGGAAAUCAAAACAAAUGGGGAACAGAAGCCUGGAGGAAACACUGUUCCAUCCCAAUUACUGAAAGAGAAACUAAUCGAGUUGGAAACUGAAAUUGAGAGAUUCAGAGCUGAGAACACAACUCUGACCAAACUCCGUGAGGAAAGGGAGUGCGCCUUGGCAAGUCUCAGGAAAGAAACUGCAGACUUUCAACAGCAGAAAGCCCAAGAACUGGCUGAAAUAGAAGAAUAUAAAAAGAAAGAAAUGAAAAAACUGCAAAAAGAGCGUAAAGUUUUUGAAAAAUAUACUACAGAAGUUAGAGCAAUUCCAGAUAAAAAAGAACGUGAUGAAAUUCAGGCUUUAAAACAGCAGAUUGCAGAGUUACAGGAAGAUAUAAAACGAAAAGAGACAAAAUGGUUAACAACUCAGCGACGUCUUAGAGACCAAAUAGACAUUUUAGUAAAUGAGAAUUUGGAGCUAAAAGAAGAAGUCAAAAUUAUGGAGAGGUUUCGUGUAGAAGCCUGGAAGAAAGCUGAAGCUGCUGGAAACAAGAGGAAAACUGAAGAUUCAGGGAUAAAAAGAGCAGAAUCUGUAUGUCUGCCCAAUAGAUGCCAGAAAAGCCAAGUUCCAUCUCCGCUUCUUCCAGCACAAAACUGCAGCAAGAUAAACGGCAAAGGUUGCUCACAGGCAAAAGCAGGAAUGCUUUCUAGAAUACCCAAGUCGGCACCUGCUAAUGAUAGAAACCACAUGGAUGAAAUGGUGAUGGGACCAGAUCCGCUAGAGGAGGCUCCCAGGACUUCCAUGGAAGACAUCUCUCCUAAUGAGACUCUUGUUUCAGUACCAUCUGUACCUGCAUAUACAGGCACUGAAGAGAUACUGAGAGAAAUUGCUUACCCUGAUGGAAAGGUUGAAAAGGUUUUAAAAAAUGGCUGUCACCUCAUAUUUUUUCCCAAUGGGACAUGGAAAAAAGUGAGUUCUGAUGCAAAAACCGUAACUAUAACCUUCUUUAAUGGAGAUGUGAAGCAGAUCAUGCCUGACCAAACAGUGAUCUAUUACUAUGCUGAUGCUAAGACAACACAUACUACAUACCCUGAUGGCUUAGAGGUCCUGCAGUUUCCCAAUGGACAAAUAGAAAAACAUUAUCCUGAUGGCAGGAAGGAGAUUACUUUCCCUGAUCAGACUAUCAAAAAUCUGUUUCUGGACGGGCAAGAGGAAAGCAUCUUUCCCGACGGUACAAUAGUUCGUGUUCAGCGAGAUGGAAGCAAAACCAUAGAGUUUAAUAAUGGCCAGAGAGAGCUGCACACAGCCCAGUUCAAGAGACGGGAGUAUCCGGAUGGGACUGUGAAGACCGUGUACACUAAUGGACACCAGGAAACAAAGUACAUCUCGGGAAGAGUAAGAGUGAAGGACAAGGAUGGCAAUAUUAUCAUGGACACCAAGCUCUAGUUGAUUCAGAAACUCCUGGAAGUGUUAGCAGCAAAAAUAAUGUACAUGUUUGUAAACAAAACCUCCUUUUAAGCUUAAAGUUGUAUAUAUUUGUUUAUAGGUUUUUCUGAAGUGAAUUU